AUGUACACGGGUCGGUUUCACGUGCUUGUGAUCGUGGGAAUGGAAGGCUGCAUUGUUCUGACAUGGUCAUUGGUAUCGAUUGCAGCCAUGGUGCUUACCCCAACCACAUCGAUUGCUGCAAAAACAGUAAGGUAUGUGGUCGUCGUGCUGUGGAUUCUGGUGCCCGUCGCCAUCUUGGUGUACCUAGUCAUGCUCGUGUGGUCGGCGUGUGCGUCAUACUCCCCCAUCCAACGACAUCCAGAACUCAAUCGCCAUUGGAACGAUCCCAACUACAUGGCAGAUUAA
Messenger RNA from Aphanomyces astaci, 285 nucleotides. RefSeq lists its product as hypothetical. The transcript has a single exon. The record is from RefSeq and is a predicted model, not a curated record. NCBI's taxonomy places the organism in Eukaryota, Oomycota, Saprolegniomycetes, Saprolegniales, Verrucalvaceae. Bases 1 to 285 code for a protein of 94 amino acids.